UCCUUUUUUUUUUUUUUUUUUCAAUAUUUUCAAGGGGGAGGAGAUUUUCCACAAGAAAAGGUUGUUUUCAUGUUUGGGAUUCAGGAAAGCAUCCAACGGAGUGGAAGCAGCAUGAAGGAAGAGCCGCUGGGCAGCGGCAUGAACGCGGUGCGGACGUGGAUGCAGGGCGCCGGGGUGCUGGACGCCAACACGGCGGCGCAGAGCGGGGUGGGUCUGGCCCGGGCUCACUUUGAGAAGCAGCCGCCUUCCAAUCUGCGGAAAUCCAACUUCUUCCACUUCGUCCUGGCCCUCUACGACAGACAGGGCCAGCCCGUGGAGAUCGAGAGGACAGCCUUUGUGGGGUUCGUGGAGAAGGAAAAAGAAGCCAACAGCGAAAAGACCAAUAACGGGAUUCACUACCGGCUCCAGCUCCUCUACAGCAAUGGGAUCAGGACGGAGCAAGAUUUCUACGUGCGCCUCAUCGACUCCAUGACAAAACAAGCCAUAGUGUAUGAAGGCCAAGACAAGAACCCAGAAAUGUGCCGAGUCUUGCUCACACAUGAGAUCAUGUGCAGCCGCUGUUGUGACAAGAAGAGCUGUGGCAACCGAAAUGAGACUCCCUCAGAUCCAGUGAUAAUUGACAGGUUCUUCUUGAAAUUUUUCCUCAAAUGUAACCAAAAUUGCCUAAAGAAUGCAGGAAACCCACGUGACAUGCGGAGAUUCCAGGUCGUGGUGUCUACGACAGUCAAUGUGGAUGGCCAUGUCCUGGCAGUCUCUGAUAACAUGUUUGUCCAUAAUAACUCUAAGCAUGGGCGGAGGGCUCGGAGGCUUGACCCCUCGGAAGGUACGCCCUCUUAUCUGGAACAUGCAGCUACUCCCUGUAUCAAAGCCAUCAGCCCGAGUGAAGGAUGGACGACGGGAGGCGCGACUGUGAUCAUCAUAGGGGACAAUUUCUUUGAUGGGUUACAGGUCAUAUUCGGUACCAUGCUGGUCUGGAGUGAGCUGAUUACUCCUCAUGCCAUCCGUGUGCAGACCCCUCCUCGGCACAUUCCUGGUGUUGUAGAAGUCACAUUGUCCUACAAAUCGAAACAGUUCUGCAAAGGGACACCGGGGAGAUUCAUUUACACAGCGCUCAACGAACCCACCAUCGAUUAUGGUUUCCAGAGGUUACAGAAGGUCAUUCCUCGGCACCCUGGUGACCCUGAGCGUUUGCCAAAGGAAGUAAUCCUCAAAAGGGCCGCAGACCUGGUGGAGGCGCUGUAUGGGAUGCCACACAACAACCAGGAAAUUAUUCUGAAGAGAGCAGCUGACAUCGCAGAGGCCCUGUACAGUGUCCCGCGCAACCACAGCCAGCUCCCGGCCCUCACUAACACCUCGGUCCACGCAGGGAUGAUGGGCGUGAAUUCCUUCAGUGGACAACUGGCUGUCAAUGUCUCCGAAGCAUCGCAGGCCACCAAUCAGGGUUUCACCCGCAACUCCAGCAGCGUGUCACCGCACGGGUACGUGCCGAGCACCACCCCGCAGCAGACCAACUAUAACUCCGUGAGCACGAGCAUGAACGGAUACGGCACGGCUGCCAUGUCCAAUUUGGGCGGCUCCCCAACUUUCCUCAAUGGCUCAGCUGCCAACUCGCCCUAUGCCAUCGUGCCAUCCAGUCCCACCAUGGCCUCCUCCACAAGCCUCCCCUCCAACUGCAGCAGCUCCUCGGGCAUCUUCUCCUUCUCACCAGCCAACAUGGUCUCAGCCGUGAAACAGAAGAGUGCUUUUGCGCCAGUUGUCAGACCCCAGACCUCCCCGCCUCCCACCUGCACCAGCACCAAUGGGAACAGCCUGCAAGCGAUAUCUGGCAUGAUUGUCCCUCCUAUGUGAAAGAAUUGCCUUGAAGAAAUUUAUUAAUGAAGAGGUUGGAUUCUGCUACAGAGAGUAAUCUGAUACAAGUCCCCAAGUGGAACUUUUAACUCAGGCCUUUUUAAGAGGAAUCACAAUAACUGCAGAUUUUUAAACAAACAAUAUCACCGACCUUGCAAAUACUGAAAUUGGAAGGGAUCUGCAAGUGCAGAGUGUUGGUCAAAAGUUGUACCUCCCGAGUAUUUGGGGGAUAUAUUUAUUCUGUGUUGAUAAAAGCAAAUCCACUUUUUCUUUUACUUUCUUUUUUUUUUAAAGCUUAACUCUGCAAUCAUUGGUCUUUUAUAAACCAUAAAGCUGUAUACAAGGGACACUAUAAAUAAGACUCCAUGUUUUAAUUUAUGAUGUUUUUAAAGCUGUGUAAAGGGAGAAUGAAGUGGUGAUAUUUACAAAAAAGUUAAAAAGAAUAAAAAAGAAAAAAAAAAAAAAGCUUGUAUGGGACAGAAUAGGAAUGCCAGUUAGAUUUUUUUAGAAAACUAAGGGUCGGCUUUUGCGCCUUAAAGCAUAUCAAAUGGUAGUUAGCUCAGACAGUGCAUUUUCAAUAUCUAACUUAACACGCCAUCCCUUAGCAGUGCAAGCUUAUUUCUCUCUUUUGUAUUGUUGUCUUAAGUAACUGUGUAAAUAAAUGCAGCCUGGAAAGUUAAAAAGUGAUGUAAGUGAUCACAUUUUUCCCUUCUACUCAAAAAUCCAGUGCCUCUAGACAGAUUGUUAAAACUGCGUAUUGAAACCUGAUAUCAUUCUCUCUUUCACUUGUGUCAACUUCUUCUGAAGCCGAUGGCCUCUUGAGAGCUUGAUGGCGCACAUACUGUGUGAGAAUCUCCUAUGAGACUUCAUGGAACAGGGUCCAGGCACAGAAUUCCACAUUAUGCCCUCCAGUUACCAAGCCAAAAUCCCACUUUCACACCGCCAUUUGCAAGUUUAAAGUUUACUCAUCCUAAAUGCUGACUUCCUACCAAUCCUCCACAAGCUGACGGAAGCAACAUGGCAGGUAUUUCAGAUUUCCCAUUGGAGAUAACGCGCCUCUCUUGGUGACCCUUACCAUUUGUAACAUAAUAGAUUAGAGCGACAGGUUAAGUGCUUUGGAAUUAGGAGUAAAAGGAAAACUGGGAGAAAGGAGAAGAAGGUUGAGAGCUCCAAAACAUAGUUUUCUGUUCUAUGGAAUUUUUGCUCUCAUCAUCUGGGAAGUGUUCUUAAAAGUAAGAAUAAAUAGCAAAGAUGCAGCAAAGCUCGGAGGAUGCAUUUGCCUGAUAUUUUUUCCUUUGCUGUUGUGUUUUUGUAUGUAGUUAUAAAUACUGUAGAUUUUUUGUGAUUUUUGCCAAAGUCGUUGUUCUAUUUAUACAUUUUAAUGUCUUAAGACAGUUUUUCAAUAUCACAAAAAGAUUUUACUGCAUAUUUUGCAAAGAAAAAAAAAGCUCACUACCUUUAGCUUGCACAUACUUGCGAAGUUAAUUAAAAGGCUUUUUGUUUUAAAGGGGAUUUUGUAAAAUAUCCAUAUAAAUAAUGUAUUUAUCUUUGGAAUUUGUACAUUGCUUUCCCCUUCUUCCUUUUCCUCCCACUCCCAGUUUAUUUUAUUGUGUAUGUUUGCUAUGUGAAAAGUGCGUAUUUGUUUGGUCACCUACAGUUGUAUUAGCUGUUUCAAUGUGAUUUUUAAACAUUUCAUUUAUAGUUAUUUUUAGUUUUGUUUUAAACCAUGCUUCAAUUUUUUUUAUUUCCACCCAAAAGCCAUUGUCUAUUUUUGUAUUAUUUGUAAGUUAAGAAGUUUUUUCCAAUAUAUGGCAAAAAAAAAAAUAGUAGCAUAUUAUUCUUGUAGCAUUUAGUUCUGUAGAUUAAAAAAAAUGUAUCCUUUGCUUUGGAAGCUUACAGAAAAAAAAACUAAUGCUGUUUUACUCUAUUAAUAUGCAUGGAAUCUCUCCCUUUGGAGUGACGCAUUUUGUGCAUUAAAUUUGGGGGAGAAACUUCAUAGAAAUCAAUGAACAUACUUUCUUUCUUAAGUCUGCUUGUAUAUUUCCUCUGUCUUUCACAUAAAUAUAAACCAGCAGAUUGGAUGCCUUAACAAUGCAAAUCAUAUUCAUUUCACUUGUACAUUGUAACUGUGCACCAGAAUUGUCAGUCAUCACUAACAUUCUAAGAAAAAAAGAAAAAGAAAAAAGAAAAAAAAAAACAAAGAAAUGGAAAAGCACAAAAGAACUGUUUUGUUACCUUAAGACAAUGUAACUUUUUCUAGUAGAGCAAGAAAUUUACAACAAUGCUGCAACUGUGCAUGCCCCCAUAUGGAUUUUGCAAUGGUUUUCACUAGACUGGCGGAGUGCGAUUUUUAUGG
Nyctereutes procyonoides (raccoon dog) is the source of this 4204-nucleotide messenger RNA. RefSeq names its product EBF transcription factor 1 (gene EBF1). The record is from RefSeq and is a predicted model, not a curated record. Gene Ontology annotation, biological process: regulation of transcription by RNA polymerase II. Gene Ontology annotation, molecular function: RNA polymerase II cis-regulatory region sequence-specific DNA binding; DNA-binding transcription factor activity, RNA polymerase II-specific. The coding region runs from base 70 to 1848 and encodes 592 amino acids. The transcript is spliced from 16 exons. Lineage: Eukaryota; Metazoa; Chordata; Mammalia; Carnivora; Canidae.